Solanum tuberosum (potato) is the source of this 816-nucleotide messenger RNA. Its product is annotated as protein NYNRIN-like. The transcript has 2 exons. Gene Ontology annotation, biological process: DNA integration. The record is from RefSeq and is a predicted model, not a curated record. Gene Ontology annotation, molecular function: nucleic acid binding; RNA-DNA hybrid ribonuclease activity. NCBI's taxonomy places the organism in Eukaryota, Viridiplantae, Streptophyta, Magnoliopsida, Solanales, Solanaceae. The coding region runs from base 1 to 816 and encodes 271 amino acids.
AUGGCUGAACACGAAGCUUGCAUCCUUGGUCUGAAGAUGGCUAUCGAUAUGAACGUUCAUGAGUUGCUGGUAAUUGAAGAUUCAAAUUUGCUAAUUCACCAAGUUCAAGGAGAGUGGCCCGUAAAGAAGAACCCAAAGAUCACACCAUAUGUGCAGAGGACUCCAGAUUUAGGCCUUCUCAAAUGUGUUGAUGCUAUUGAGGCUGCGAAGCUUCUUGAACAAAUACACGCUAGAGUUUGUGGUACUCAUAUGGAUGGGCUCACCUUGGCGAAGAAAAUCCUCCAUGCCGGUUAUUUUUGGAUUACUAUGGAGCAUGAUUGUUGCAAGUUUGUGCAAAAAUGUCAAAUACAUGGGGAUUUGAUUCGAGUACCGCCUCACGAACUCUAUGCUAUGAGUUCGCCUUGGCAUUUCGUAGCUUGGGGCAUGGAUGUCAUUGGUCCAACAGAGCCAGUCGCCUCUAACAGACACAGAUUUACUUUGGUUUCCAUUGAUUACUUUACCAAGUGGAUGGAAGCAGCCUCACAUAAAUCGGUGACCAAGACAGUUGUAGCUGAUUUCAUUCGUAACAAUUUGAUAUGUAGGUUUGGAAUACCGGGAUCCAUCGUUACCGACAAUGGAGCGAAUCUCAACAGUCAUUUGAUGAAAGAGAUAUGUGAGAAAUUCAAGAUUACUCACUGGAACUCAGCCGCUUACCGUCCCCAAAUGAAUGGAGUGGUAGAAGCCGCCAACCAGAACAUCAAGAAGAUCCUGAGGAAGAUGAUUGACAAUCACAAAGGUUUGCAUGGGUUUGUUGCCAUAUGCUUUGUUAGGCUAUAG